AACCAUUAUUAAUCGUUUGAGGUUUAGCCACUGUCAGACUCCAAGCCAUUUAUUUCGUUUUAAAAUUAUAGAUAAUAACAGAUGUACAUACUGUGGAGGAAAUAAGACACACUCAUCCCACCCACCUUGAGUUGCCCGACCUUUAAAUUUCAACGUUUAAUACUAGUAACGGAUUUUAUGAAGUUGCUGGAUUUUGAUGAGAAUAAUCAGACUAAACUUGGAAAUUCUUACACUCACAUAACCUGACAAGAUCAGAUUUAUCUUCAUCACCCACUGCAAAUGAUAAGAUUUACUAUGAGAUAUGGAUUUUGAUACUGAUCUUAGAAUACAAAUGCUCAGAAAAAAAUAAAUAUGGAUCAAAUUAUUCAAGAAGAUGGAAUGAACUCCAAGCAAGAAAAAUGUAUAGUUCAGACAAAAAAUGGAUGGAUUUGUGGAUACAUUGAUAAAAGAGAUAAAGGGACAUACUACAAAUUCAAAAGCAUACCCUAUGCUGAACCACCUGUUGGAAAUCUAAGGUUUAUGCCUCCCAAAUGUUCAAAGCCUUGGACAAAUAUACUAGAUUGCACAAAAGAUGCACCAGUACCACUGUCACUCUUUCUUAAUCAAGAUGUGUUAGGUUCUGAAGAUUGUCUUUAUAUAGAAGUAUCCUCCCCAAACAUUAAACCUGACAAACCACUUCCUGUCAUGUUUUGGAUUGGAAGCUGCAACUUUGUAUUUUAUAUAGAUUCAAUUCUUGAUCCAACUCAUUUAAAUAAUCAAGGAGUAGUUUUUGUAAGAUGUGGAUUUAGAUUGGGACCAUUUGGAUUUCUGUCAAUAAAUGAUUUCUCUGCACCGGGAAAUGUUGGAUUAAAGGAUCUUAUUUUAGCGUUUAAGUGGGUUCAAGCCAACAUAAGUAACUUUGGUGGUGAUCCUAACAAUGUAACUGCAUUUGGAAGUAGUACAGGAGGUGCAAUUGUACAUCUUAUGACAUUAUCUCCCUUGGCAGGUGGUCUGUUUCAUAAAGCCAUUGUUCAAAGUUCUAGUGCCCUAAAUGUAUGGUCUCUAGCUAAGAAUCCAGUUGAAACUGCCAUGACCUUAGCAAAACAUCUGGGUAUUGAGAAAACAGAUAAAUUUGAAGUUGUUGAAGAAAUGAGAAAAUUAUCAGGCUACAACAUUAUGAAAACCUAUAGCACAUUUCUUUUUGAUAAAUAUCAAGUAGAUAAUGAUGUAUUUGAUUCACCAUUCAAGCCUUCUAUAGAAAAUGAAUUUGAAGGACAACCAACAUUUAUAAGCAAAAGUCCGGCUACAAUACUUAAUUCUGGUAAGUUUAAUAAAGUUCCAAUGAUGAUUGGCACAAACAAUGUGGAAGCUAAGGUGCUACAAUAUUUAAAAGAUGAUUUUUAUAAGGAUUAUAAUAAAUACAAUGAGGAUGUCAAACAUCUGGUCCCUAAAUCAUUGGCAAAUGUAAACAGUGACUGUCUAAGAAAAAUUGGCCAACAAAUAUUAUCAUUCUACUUUGUUGGGGUAGAUAAAGUUAAUGAACAAACCCAAAAACAAUACUUACAGUUUCUCACAGAUUACUAUUUUCAUUAUUACUUGGACAAAACAAUACGAAUACAUAGCAAAGUUUCCCCUGAGUUUCCUAUCUACUACUAUGUUCUCAACUAUGCUGGAGAAUGGCUGGUGCCUAAAGAAUUAGAUUUUUUUAAUUCUAUUGGACAUGGUGCAGAGCUUCCAUUUCUAUUUGGUAUAAAAUCUUCAGAUGGCUCUUUUUACAAGGGAAGUUGUAUUUCACUCACUACAAGGGAUAGAUGUGUCAAAAUGUGGACAAAUUUUGCAAAAUAUGGAAAUCCUACUCCUACAGACAAUGAUGAACUUUUACAGAUCACAUGGGAUUCUGUAGAGAAUGAAAAUAAACUAAACUUUUUGAGUAUAAGCUCAGAUUUAACAAAAGGAAGAAAUCCAUUUUAUAAUCGAAUGUUAUUUUGGGAAAACAUACACAAGGAACAUAUUGUUCUUAAAGUUAUCACUCAUAUAAAUGACAUGGGGCUGAAGUUUUAGUAUAAGUGUAGUAUUUAUUAUUUAUAGAAUUGUUAUUAUUACAUUGUUCAUGAGUAUUAUAGUUAAUAAGUAGUACUUAUGUGAUAAUUGAAUUUAUUAUAUUAUAUUAACCUGUUGGAGUUUAGUUAAAUAAUUAGAAUUCAGGAGGAUAUUUUUUAUCAUCAAUAAAUUUUGGAGUAAUACAUAAUUUGAAAUAUGUAGUUAUUAACAAUCGCAUUAGUAUCGUCACGCAAUUUUUGGUGAUUUUUGAAAUGAUUUAAAGUGAUUUUAAAAAGCAUUUAUAUGGUGUAAAGUGUCGGAAAUUAUAACGCAUAAUGCAAUCCGGUAGUAAUUGUUACAUCCCUCGCGAGGGGGAUGUAACAAUUACUGCCCGUUCGGGGCAUAUGCCCCCUUCCGAGUGGUGCGCGGGUUCGGACCCUGCUGAUGACCCAUGGGGGUACGGGGGCGGGCUAUUAGCCCUUGGUGGGGGCUGCUUCGCGCGAGGA
Messenger RNA from Pieris rapae (cabbage white), 2525 nucleotides. Its product is annotated as juvenile hormone esterase-like. The record is from RefSeq and is a predicted model, not a curated record. The transcript has 5 exons. Lineage: Eukaryota; Metazoa; Arthropoda; Insecta; Lepidoptera; Pieridae. Bases 352 to 2040 code for a protein of 562 amino acids.